AGGAGGAAGUAGAGGGUCGUAAAGGUAAACGCCCACUUUUUGGAAGCGGAAGAUGGAGGAGAUCUGUCUCUCUCUCUUGCCGUAGCUCCAUUUCGGUGGCACAUCUGCAUCAUGAGCUGGAGGAGAGGUCCACGCAGACAUGUAGUUAGGUCCCAGAAAUAAACAUCGAGCCGACGUGAUGUGCUGAUCUCCCGGACUAUGGCGAACAGCUGAAAGCUCCCCAGCCGCCCGGUGUGUGUCUCUGCUGCCAUGGAGGGUAGCCUCCCCGUGGAGCUGUGGAGGCUUAUCUUAGCCUAUCUCCCGCUGCCCGACCUGGGCCGCUGCUGCCAGGUGUGCCGUGCGUGGCGGGAGCUCGUCUUCUCCCUGGACAACACCCGCUGGAGGCAGCUGUGCCUGGGGUGCCCCGAGUGUCGCCAUCCCAACUGGCCCAGUCAGCCUCACCUGGAGCCUCCGUCCUGGAGGGAGGCGCUGAAGCAGCACGCGCUCGCCUCCCGCACCUGGACUAGGAACGGGCCGGAGCUGCAGUCUUCCGCCUGCCUCUUGUUUUUCCGCCGGCGGAAAGACCGCAGGGUGUGGCACGUGGGGCCCGGGUGCGAGUUCGAAACCUUGCGCGGGGCUCUCGGGGUCGCGGGACCGUACGACCGGGUGGUUCUCCACCCAGGUGUGUAUGAGGAACAGGCGGAGGUGGCGCUGAAGGUGCCCGUGGAGCUGGUUGGUCUGGGUAGACUGGGUGAGGUGGCCCUCCUGGUCUGCAUGGAGCAGCAGUGUCCCACUGCCAGGCUGUGCAACCUGGUGUUCAUGCCCCCCUGGUUCUCCACUGUUGUCUACAAGACGUCAUGGGGUCACGUCCAACUUGACAACUGCAACUUCGAGGGAGCCCAGCUGCAGAUCCGUGGCCCCGGGACCUGCCAGGCUCGUUUUUGCUCCUUCUCCCAAGGCAGCUCUGCCCACCUGCUGGGCGUCGUCGUCAGUUUGUUGGACAGCUGUGACUUCUCGGGAAGCGACACCGCUUCGGUGACCGUGGAGGGUCCUCCGGCGUCGGAAAGGAACUGGGCUUGUAAACAUUUAGCCGCCUUAGCCAGGACGUUCCCGAGUCAGUUCAGUAGCUCUCCCAGCAGCCCCGAGGGCAGCUCCGCCGGUGAGCCUGACUCUGCAGGUGGCGUUAAAAAGGAGUACGUGAGCAUGGAAGACUGGAAGAGAAGGACAGGCGGAGAUGCGGUUUGUCAUGGCACUGUUAUAGAAGAUGAUUGGAGUGAUGGUGAGCCCAGUGACGGAGAGGAGCAGAAGCAAGACGGGAAUCACAACUCUAAAAAGCUCUUUACACUGAUUUAUAAAAUCCCGUAUGAAAAUCAUGGCCUGUCCCAUUUGCUCAAGCCCCGGGAGGACGGCUCUCUGCCGCUUGCCUCGGCGCCUGAACCCCCAUCUGUGACCCCUGAACCGCUCACCCUCCAGCAGGAGUUAGACAGAGACCCGGAGGCUCAGAUGCUGGCGUCGUCGGUCCUUGGCUGCAUCGUCAGACGGUGUCUCUUCAGGGACGGGAAGGGGGGUGUGUAUUUGUCCAAUUACGGACAGGCUCGCCUGGAGGAAAACGUAUUCCGAGGCUUGAACUACGCCGUUCGCUGCAUCCAGAACUCCACAAUUGUGAUGCUGAGAAAUGAGGUGUGUGAGUGCCGUGCAUCUGGUGUGUUUCUGCGCCUGUCUGCUCAGGGCCUCAUUGCAGAAAACAACAUCCACUCAAACGGAGAGGCUGGGCUGGAUAUCCGAAAAGGGGCUAACCCCAUCAUUCUGUGCAAUAAGAUACACAGUGGUUUGCGUUCUGGUGUCGUUGUUCUUGGCAACGGAAAAGGUUCGAUUCGAAGCAACUUGAUCUAUAACAACAAAGAAGCCGGAGUGUACGUUCUCUUCAGUGGGAAUCCUGUGGUGAUUGGGAAUCACAUCUUUCAGGGCCAGGCAGCAGGGAUCGCUAUAAAUGAAAAUGGCAGAGGGAUGAUAACAGAGAACGUGAUCAGGGAGAACCAGUGGGGGGGAGUGGACAUCCGCAGAGGAGGUGACCCCAUUCUGAGGAACAACUACAUCUGCUACGGCUACUCGGACGGCGUGGUGGUGGGGGAGAGGGGACGAGGACUUAUUGAGGGAAACCGUGUCUACUGUAACAAAGGCUGCGGCGUGUGGGUUAUGUCGUCCAGCCUCCCGCAGCUCCUGGGCAACUACAUCAUCCACAACUGCAUGUACGGGCUGGCCGUGUUCGGCAGAAAGGACCCCGAUUACGUCGAAGCCAGGGAGGGCAACUGGCCCGGACAGGAAGCUGGAGACGCAGCCGGCGGGGAAAGGAGGGCGGCAGAAGGAGAGGCGAGAGAAGCACAGGAGAACUUUAACGAAGAGGGCGAACUGUUCGCUUGGGAGAGCGAUCUGGACAGCGAGGACGAGCGCCACUCUGCUCGCCGCUCCGUCAGCGUGGCCCUGGUGGAAGGCAACUGCUUAAGCCACAACGGAGCGGUCGGCCUGUACGUGAAGAGCAGCGAGGCCCUGAACGUCUUCGGGAACCUCGUCAACAGCAACUGUGGCCCCGGCGUCGCCGUGCUGCAGAGCGGUCAGCUGACCCGGCUCGUCACAAACUGCAUCGUGGAAAACGGUCGAGGCGGCGUCGCCGUGGAGAAAGACUGCAGGGUGGAGCUUCGUGGUAACGGCAUCUAUGAAAACGGCGGCCACGGCGUGAGGCUCAGCGGGAACGGGCAGAUAGUGGAAAAUGAUGUGGUUGGUAACGGUGGAUGUGGGAUCCAGGUCUCUGCCAGCACUGACAUCAAGGUAGUCCGUAACCGGGUCCAACCAGUACAGGGCUGUGGCAUUGCUCUGCUGGGAGCAGUAAAAGGUGUCGUUCACGACAACAUCCUGUUCCAGGGCCACCCGGGCAACAAGAAGUCCCUCCUACACGUAGAUCCUGGCAGUGAAAGUUGUGUGUUGCGCAACAACAGUAUUUUAAAGCCUAAUAACAGCUGUGCACCUGCUCCCCCGUGGGUUUUGGAUAACCCUCCUCCUCGCCCACUGGCCAGUUCCCCUGCUGGCCUCUCCUCGUCCCAGUACCCGUCCCGAGUUGGGAUCUCCAUGACUGCCAGGGUUGGGGCUACUGUGGAAAGUGGUUGCCACAGCGGCAGCAUGUUCUGCUGCAUCCUGUGAAAACUGACCAGCACUUAUAAACCAAAACAAACUCCACUGGUCUGAUAUCAAGAUCUGGACACUGAUGCUGCGAUGGUCUAUGUACUUUCUAAAUACACAUCCUGGUGUAAUUAAUUGUCUUAGGUAAACAAUUUUUUUGGUCUUUCAGUGUCAAAAUGGCACAUUUUUAAAAUUUCCACAGACUUUUUAAAUUUGAAAAAAUAUAGAUUAAUAAGGUGGAGCUUGAGUUUUCUUGUCGUCUUACAUUUCCUACAUUUACAUCACUACAGCUUCACUUUAGUCUCCUUUUACAUUGUAGUUUUUGUUUCUGGGACUCUCGUUUGGGAUAUGCACAUUUUCAAAUCCUAGCAGGAGUCAGAGGCUUCAGAAAGUAAAGCUGCGCGUGCCUUUUUUUGACUUUUGAAAUGAACGACUGUAGCUACGAUUGGAGUGUUCAGAGUUUGAGUCUUUAUGCAAAAAAAAAAAAAAACCAAGCCAAAACUAAGCUUCUGCCUCUUGCACAGUGCGUUGUGUUCAGGUGAGUGUUGAGUUUGGAACCAUGUCCUUUUUAUAAAAAUGUACCAAUGAGGUUAGGUCUUGUUUCAAUUAAUGGUCUGUGGUGACUCACUUGGCAACAACCAAACAAAAAGGAGAAAAAAAAAAGUUUAUUGUGCAAUAUGUGAUGUCGACAAAUGUGCCUAUACGUUUAAGCUGGAUGUUUUUUUCAUCUAGAGGUUGUUUACAGCUCAUUAGUCUGCUUUUUAUUUCUAUUUUCCAUGACUUCUGUUAAAAAUGGCACAUAAAAUUCAAAGUGAACCAUUUUAUUUGUAUACAAAAUACACUAAUAAACACUUCACAUUU
Molecule: messenger RNA, 4014 nt
Organism: Austrofundulus limnaeus
Lineage: Eukaryota; Metazoa; Chordata; Actinopteri; Cyprinodontiformes; Rivulidae
Gene: fbxo10
Product: F-box protein 10
Exons: 11
Coding region: 250-3174 (974 amino acids)
Biological process (GO): regulation of apoptotic process; ubiquitin-dependent protein catabolic process
Molecular function (GO): protein binding
Source: RefSeq, a predicted model, not a curated record